Aspergillus homomorphus CBS 101889 is the source of this 1764-nucleotide messenger RNA. Its product is annotated as alpha-mannosyltransferase. Gene Ontology annotation, cellular component: Golgi apparatus. Gene Ontology annotation, molecular function: alpha-1,2-mannosyltransferase activity. The transcript has a single exon. Bases 271 to 1719 code for a protein of 482 amino acids. Gene Ontology annotation, biological process: mannan biosynthetic process. Lineage: Eukaryota; Fungi; Ascomycota; Eurotiomycetes; Eurotiales; Aspergillaceae. The record is from RefSeq and is a predicted model, not a curated record.
CACUGACUACUUACUCCAGCUAGAGCCAAAUCUCUCCAUACUAACCGUCGCUUCCCACCAAUCGUCGAUUAGCCCGCCAAGCAGGAUGUGCGCCUUGGGCUGUUAUAUGGACAGACUCCGGUCGCAAACCGCAGGCACUCCCUCCCCUCUUUGCGAACGAGAGCCACGCUGUCCACGCCAUUACACCCUCUUCGAUCGACCUGCCGACCGACCGAUUCGAUGAGUAUACUAUGACCUCGAACGAUCCCGUCUAAAAUGCCCGCGUCUCGAAUGCAGCUGCGGCGGCAGAACACUUUCAUUGCUCUGGGGCUUGUGGCCCUCUGCGUCUGGUUCUUUGCCUCACAACGAUCGCAAAGCGGCGAAACAACUCACAGCCAUGAACAAUUCUGGAGAGACUUCCAUCCGCUCCUCGUGGACUCGGCGCCGAAUUGUCAGCCUCCAGUACGACUGGGAAAUGCUGAAUCCGCUGGAUUCGAUCCCAAGAGCACCGAGCCGCUACCUGACCUGUUGAGGAUGCCGGCCGACGAUAUUGCGCAGAUGAAACAAGCACACACAGCCUUCGUCAAUACGAUCGAGCGGGCCCCUCCUGAACUCAGUUACCAAUCCCGCACGCGCGGACUGGUCUCGACAGCCGGUGGUCCGUAUCUGCCAACCCUGGUAAUAUCGCUGCGCAUGCUGCGGCACACGGGCUCAACUCUGCCGAUGGAGGUAUUCCUCGCCGACUGGGAGGAGUAUGAUGGGUACAUCUGCCAGGUGAUCCUCCCCUCGCUGAAUGCGCAGUGCGUGGUUCUGUCUGAGAUUCUGGAGGCGGUGCCCGACAGCACGAACAAGAUUGAGAAGUAUCAGUAUAAAAUCUUCGCUAUGCUGUUCUCGUCCUUUGAGGAGAUUCUCUUCCUUGACGCAGAUGCCUUUGCCCUGCAAAAACCGGAAGAUCUGUUCCAAGCCGACCCGUUCAAGUCCAAGGGUUUGAUCACCUGGCCCGAUUUCUGGCGCCCGACCACGUCUCCCAUGUACUAUAAGAUCUCGUCGCCGAAAGACAGCCCAACACAGCCGGCCAACCCGACCGGCCUUCGUCAGUCGACAGAGUCGGGGGAAGUGCUUAUCUCCAAGCGCACUCACCUUCGAACGCUUCUUCUAGCCGCAUACUAUAACUUCUAUGGCCCCAGCCACUAUUACCCGCUUCUCUCGCAGGGCGCAGCCGGCGAAGGGGACAAGGAGACCUUUCUUGCCGCCGCCAGUGCCCUCGGUGAGUCCUUCUACCAAGUUAGCGAACCGAUCCGUGCAGUCGGGCGCCGGACACCCAACGGUUUCGCUGGCUCAACCAUGGUGCAGUACAGUCCGAUCGAGGACUACGCCCUGACCAAGAAGGGCGUCUGGAGAGUCAAGGGGGCGGGCGCGCCCACCCCCAAUCCAUUCUUUGUGCACGUCAACUACCCCAAGUUCAACCCCGCCACGAUCUUCGCGGAAAAUGGCGUGACGAGCCCGGUGAUCGAUGAGAAAGGGCAGUACACGCUGGCGUGGACAGCCUCCGAAGAAGUCGUGGCUUCGUUCGGGCACAAUCUUCAGCAGAGAUUCUGGGAAGAGAUCCGUUGGACGGCCUGCGUGCUGGAGGGAAAGAUUCUGAGUUGGAAGGGGAAGACAGGGAUCUGCCAGCAGACUCGGGACUAUUGGAACAGCAUUUUCGGGAAUUCUGCUGGUAAGAUGAUGAAUCAGUCAUGAAUGAAAGAUAAAAAAUACAAGCUGGAAUGAAUGUUCAGUGGGUAC